CGUCGACAGCAAGUAAACAAACCUCGGCGGCGCAGAUACAUCAUGAAAAAAGGAGUCAUUCAUCACCACUGGUGUUCUGUGUAAAAUGGAGUGGUGAGCACUGCGCGCAGCGGAGCCGAGGAACGCCAGCUGCGGUAUCAGUGUGCUUCAGUGGUGCACCGCACGCCGUUCUCAGCCAUGGGACCUAUCCUGCUGGAGAGAGCCACCACUCCACUUGUGAACAAGGUCUCCAGAAAAGAGAAGGCAUCCAGAAGCUCAGAAAAUGCCGGGACAGUGGCAGGCUCCAAGAAGGAAAAGGUGGACCAGAACCAAAAGUCCCAAAAGAAGACAGGAGCUCAGUCAAAGCACCCAUAUCCUGGAAAAAGCUCUGCAUCUAAAAGUUCUCACUGUAUGGGAAGAACUAAACCAGAAAUUACUUGCAUCAAUGAAACAGAGACUCUGCAGAGCAGUCUGCGAAAGAUGGGCCCCAAGUCUCUGGCUUCCCCUUCCACAGAGUGUAAUGGGGAGAGGCGGGUACGGCUGGAGCCGCUGUGCAGCAGUGAUGACAACAAGAACCAUGCUGGUCGCAGACGAGGCCGACACACAUUGACCCUGCCUUUGGCCCCUAAGCCUGAGGCUUUAAAGGCACAAGCAGAAAUGAGGGUCUCAGACCUGGAGCAGGUAAGGCUAUUUGAACAGAAGGAGGAGGACACAGACAGUGCCAGUGAUCUUUCUGACUCUGAGAGGCUACCUGUUCUCCCUUCGCCAUGCACCCCUCCUCAACUCAACCUUCGGGCAGAAGUUAUUGAUCCCAUUGACCUUCAUCCAUGCUUUCCUGGGCCUUGGGGUCAAAGCUGCGAUAGCAACUACUCCUACCCAGACUUCUUGCCUCCGCCCUUUUGCACCUGGAGCCUGCGCCAGUUGGCUCUGUUUCUCAACACUGAGGGUAGGGGUGCCCCUCGGCCCAAGCCUGUGGGUAAUCUGGAGAAGUACCUGGAGCGGCUCUUGCAGCUUGAGUGGCUACAGAUACAAACCAUCCAGGCAGAGAACAGUAGACCCGUUGGACCAGGGUUCACUAAUCGACCCCGCUAUAACCAAAACCUCACCUCUCAUAUGGCACCUGGCCACCUUCGCAAUAACACCACCCUCCCAUUCCACCUCCGUUCUCCAAAAAGUCUCCGGCAUUGCCAGCAAACGUCUCCCUUUGCCUUUAUGUCCUCCCUGGGUACUCCCUUGCCUGCCCAUCGUUCACAGUCUGUCUGUCCAAGCUGCCACAUUCACCACCCUUUCUGCAUUGGGAACUGCUCCUCAUACACCUAUCAUCGACACUCGCGCCUCAGCCCGGUCUUAGAACGCAAAGUCAAGCUAGGAGUUCUUCCAAAGAGGAGCAGCAGCGAGAGCCGUGUACACACCAGCAAAAGCCAGAAGCCCGUGAGUCCACUGGCAGGUAACAAUCACCUCAAUCACAUGCAAUCAGCUGGCAACAUGCGUAGCCCUUUACAGACACCAGGACAUACCUCCAAGCCUCUCGGUGUCCCCCGGAAUGGCUGUGCUGUAGCUGCCAGGCCUAAAGAAUCAGUCACUAUGGAGGGGAGUGCUCCAUGUAGGAGUGCUCGAGAGGUUAACCCCGUAAAGAGGAGCGGAAAGGUAAGGCCGAAGGCAGGUGUUGGAGAUGGAGACUCAAAAUUGGGGAGGGUUGGUACAGUUUCCAAGGGGCUGCCCCCUACUAGGCUUAAUGGACUCAUUAAUUGACAGUCUUGUAUAUUUCUCCGUACAGUGUACAAUAUCUGAGCCACACCUUAGCAAGCAUCAUGAAGGAGGCUUAUGCUUUCCUGGUCCUGGGAGACUUGGAGGAAUGAAAACCUUCGUAUAUGAGGAAGAGUCCAUGACCAAGCUGAGGUUAUUAUCCUUUACAGGAACAAUUAACCUGUCACAGGUUAAAACUCAUAAGGCAGCUUUGUGUGCUAUGUAAUUGAGCAACCUUAGAGAAAUAUCAUAUUUUGUAAUGCUCCAGCUUGCUUCUAUGAGCACAAUAUUAGUGCUGUCCUGCAGUGCGUAGCUGUAGAGCCAUUGUAUGCUCAAAAAUGAAUUGCAGCUGUACAGUAAAGUCAUUGUCUGUUUGUUUAACGCUGAAUUUCCGACCACACAGUAUAAACUUGGCCUUAUUUUUUAUUCGGUGAGUUACAGUAUAAAUAGAGAGAUAUAAUGGAAACAGACUAAAACCAAAAAAGAGUCUAUUUUUGUAACUUUUUGUGGAAGUUUUCAAGACCAGUGUGAUUAUUUAAUGAGGAAUGUUUGGUGUGAGGUUUGGAAUUUCUUGCGAAACAGAGUUUGAUUGGCUUGUAAAAAAUAAUUCGGAAUUGUCAGAAUUUAUUUUAUAACUAUUUAUAGUUAUGCU
This is a messenger RNA of Scleropages formosus (Asian bonytongue), 2377 nucleotides long. It is a transcript of the gene fam217ba, whose product is annotated as family with sequence similarity 217 member Ba. Bases 178 to 1731 code for a protein of 517 amino acids. Lineage: Eukaryota; Metazoa; Chordata; Actinopteri; Osteoglossiformes; Osteoglossidae. The transcript has 5 exons. The record is from RefSeq and is a predicted model, not a curated record.